CUCUCUCGCCACCCAGAGGGCUCUGGGAACCUGAGGCUGCCCGGGAGGGCCGAGGGCCGAGGUUGGUGGAGGCCACCUGAAGACGGGAUCCUGCAGCUUAGGGGUCUGCGGUGAUGAGAAGCCUGAGACAGGAAUGGGUGGGCAGAGGCAGCCGCAAGGUUUUGCGCAUUUGGUUUGGCAAGAUGUCGGUGAAGGAGGGAGCACAGCGCAAGUGGGCCGCGCUGAAGGAGAAGCUGGGGCCGCAGGACUCGGACCCCACGGAGGCCAACCUGGAGAGUGCCGACCCUGAGCUCUGCAUCCGGCUGCUCCAGAUGCCCUCCGUGGUCAACUACUCAGGCCUGCGCAAGCGCCUGGAGAGCAGCGAUGGCGGCUGGAUGGUGCAGUUCCUGGAGCAGAGCGGCCUGGACCUGCUGCUGGAGGCGCUGGCCCGGCUGUCGGGCCGUGGCGUGGCCCGCAUCGCGGACGCCCUGCUGCAGCUCACCUGCGUCAGCUGCGUGCGUGCCGUCAUGAACUCGCAGCAGGGCAUCGAGUACAUCCUCAGCAACCAGGGCUACGUGCGCCAGCUGUCCCAGGCCCUGGACACGUCCAAUGUGAUGGUCAAGAAGCAGGUGUUUGAGCUGCUGGCCGCCCUGUGCAUCUACUCGCCUGAGGGCCACGCACUGACCCUGGAUGCCCUGGACCACUACAAGACGGUGUGCAGCCAGCAGUACCGCUUCAGUGUCAUCAUGAACGAGCUCUCUGACAGUGACAACGUGCCCUACGUGGUCACCCUGCUCAGCGUGGUCAACGCUGUCAUCCUUGGCCCCGAGGACCUCCGUACCCGCACCCAGCUGCGGAGCGAGUUCAUCGGGCUGCAGCUCCUGGACAUUCUGACCCGACUGCGAGACCUGGAGGACGCUGACCUGCUGAUCCAGCUGGAGGCCUUUGAGGAGGCCAAGGCAGAGGACGAGGAGGAGCUGCAGCGUGUGUGCAAUGGCCUCAACAUGAACAGCCACCAAGAAGUCUUUGCAUCCCUGUUCCACAAGGUGAGCUGCUCUCCAGUGUCAGCCCAGCUGCUGUCAGUGCUACAAGGCCUCCUGCACCUGGAGCCCACCAGCCGCUCAGGACAGCUGCUCUGGGAGGCCCUGGAGAGCCUGGUGAACCGGGCCGUGCUCCUGGCCAGUGAUGCCCAGGAAUGCACCCUGGAGGAGGUGGCUGAGCGUCUGCUGUUCAGCAGAGGGAGGCCCCGACCCACCUCCCUGGACAAGGCCCACAAGAGCAUCCAGGCCAACCUAGGCCAGAGUCCAAGGGACAGGUCCCCCCAAAACACUGCUGCUCCCCUGGCUGGCAUGGAGGGCCAGCAGCAGGCCACAGCUCCUGCCCACCAGCACCCAGUUGGCCUCCAGAGCACCAGUGGGAAGACAGCCCCCCAGCAGCCAGCACACUCCCCACCCCCACCCGCACCGCCCCUCCCCAGUUCCAGCCCUGGGCCCCUUUCACCCCCACCUUCCCUGCCAAGCCUGGAAGCUGGGUCUCCCCUCAUACCCCCUCCACCUCCAUUGCCAGGCCUAGGGUCCAUGUUUUCUCCCCCAGCACCCCCUCCACCCCCUCCUCCUUUGCCUGACCUGGGGACCACUCCUUCCCCAGUACCCCCUCCACCUCCUUUGCCAGGCCUGGGGACCACGCCUCCCCCAGUACUGCCCCCACCCCCGCCUCCCUUGCCAGGCCUGGGGGCCGUGUCUCCCCCAGCACCCCCUCUGCCACCUCCCCUGCCUGGCUCCUGCGGGAUCUUGCCCCCACCACCUCCUCCACUCCCCCCACCACCGCCUGGAGGGGGCUGGGGCCCUCCUCCACCUCCAACUCUGCCUGCGGGUGGCGUGGAAGAGCUCAUUGUGGCCCACGUGGACCACAGCCUGGGCUCGGCCUGGGUCCCCAGCCACCGCAGGGUGAACCCACCCACACUGCGCAUGAAGAAAUUGAACUGGCAGAAACUUCCGUCCAACGUGGCCCGAGAGCGCAACUCCAUGUGGGCGACACUCAGCAGCCCUGGCACAGACGCGGUGGAGCCUGACUUCUCCAGCAUUGAGCGGCUCUUCUCCUUCCCCGUGGCCAAGCCCAAGGAGCCCACAGCUGCCCCAGCCAGGAAGGAGCCCAAGGAGGUCACUUUUCUUGACUCCAAGAAGAGCCUGAACCUCAACAUCUUCCUGAAGCAGUUUAAGUGCUCCAACGAGGAAGUCACCGCCAUGAUCCGGGCUGGGGACACGGCCAAGUUUGACGUGGAGGUUCUCAAACAGCUCCUGAAACUACUUCCAGAGAAGCACGAGAUCGAAAACCUGAGGACAUUCACAGAGGAGCGAGCCAAGCUGGCCAACGCCGACCAGUUCUACGUCCUCCUGAUGGACAUUCCUUGCUACCAGCUGCGGUUGGAGUGCAUGCUGCUGUGUGAGGGCACGGCCAUUGUGCUGGACAUGGUGCGACCCAAGGCCCAGCUGGUGCUCGCCGCCUGUGAGAGCCUGCUCACCAGUCACCGGCUGCCUGUCUUCUGCCAACUGAUCCUGAAAAUCGGGAACUUCCUCAACUAUGGCAGCCACACCGGUGACGCUGAUGGCUUCAAGAUGAGCACCUUGCUGAAGCUCACAGAGACCAAGUCGCAGCAGAACCGGGUGACGCUAUUGCACCACGUGCUGGAGGAAGUGGAAAAGAGCCACCCUGACCUCCUGCAGCUGCCCCAGGACCUGGCACAGCCCUCCCAGGCCGCAGGAAUCAACCUGGAGGUCAUCCGCUCCGAAGCCAGCACCAACCUGAAGAAGCUUCUGGGGACGGAGCGGAAGGUGUCCACCUCUGACCCGGAGGUGCAGGAGCAGUAUGCCCAGCGCCUCCAGGACAGCAUCGCGGCCUCCCAGGCUUUGGACCAGGUGUUUGAGGCCAUCGAGCAGAAGAAGCUGGAGCUGGCCGACUACCUGUGUGAGGACCCCCAGCAGCUGUCCCUGGAGGACACCUUCAGCACCAUGAAGAUCUUCCGGGACCUCUUCACCCGUGCCCUGAAGGAGAACAAGGACAGGAAGGAGCAGGUGGCAAAGGCGGAGAGGAGGAAGCAGCAGCUGGCAGAAGAGGAGGCACGGAGGCCGAGGGGCGAGGACGGGAAGCCUGUCAGGAAGGGCCCUGGGAGGCAGGAGGAGGUGUGUGUCAUCGAUGCCCUGCUGGCCGACAUCAGGAAGGGCUUCCAGCUGCGCAAGACGGCCCGAGGCCGGGGGGACAGCGAGGUGGGCAGCAAGGCCUCAGCAGAACUCCUGCGGGCCACAGUGCCAGCAGCCGCCAGUGACCCUGCCCAGGGCCCCCGUGAGGACGCCAGCCACCCCGCCCCUGAGCUGGGCCUUGAUGCUGCUGCAGCUGGGAGGCCACAGGGCUGGGACCUGGCGGAUGCUGUGACUCCCAGCCCAGGGCCCGCCGGGGAGGAGGGCAGUCCGCGGCCCUUGGAGAGGCGCUCCUCCUGGUACGUGGAUGCCAGUGACUUCCUGGCCCCCGAGGACACGCUGAAUCCCCAGCCCUCCGAGGGGGCCUGGCCAGUGACUCUGGGAGACACCCGGGCCCUGAAGCCCCUCCAGUUCUCUGGAGACAAGCGCCCCGGGGCUGAGAGUUCAAGCCAGGACCCGGAGGAGCUUGGAGGCUUGCAGGGCGUCCACCAGGCCAAGGCGCACGGCACAGGCCAAGGACCAGAGGACACAGCUAUCCAGGGCCAGAGUGCUGGCCUCCCUGCCACAGGCCCUGGUGGGGACGAGGAUGAGGAAGACACUGCCCCUGAGUCUGCGCUGGACACAUCCUUGGACAAGUCCUUCUCCGAGGACGCAGUGACAGACUCCUCGGGGUCUGGCACCCUCCCAAGGUCCCGAGGCCGGGCCUCAAAGGGGACAAGCAAGCGGAGGAAGAAGCGUCCCUCAAGGAGCCAGGAAGAAGUUGCCCCUGGUUCUGACGCUAAUGUAACAAAAAGACUGUGUGCCGUCCAGUGAGGCCUCAGACCCAAGCCCAAAGCCAAGUGAGAGAGCCCUGGCCAGCCUGGGCACAGCAGCGGGCAGCUGGAUGUAAUGUUAGAAAUGAAUGAAGCUUUCCAGGGCCAGGCUGGGACUGAGCCCCUGAGAGUCAAACCUCCGUGCCUUGCCCAGCCAGGGCCUCCGGCAGCCUCCCUGGGUCGUCCUGGCUGGAACCCGCAGGCACCCAUGCCCUGGGCCCGCCCUCUCCCCCUGGGCCUCUUGCACGCCCACCUGGUGAUCUGCUCUUCAGCCACCACCCAGCCUUGCACCUGCAUGUGCCACAGUGGGCUCCUCCCAUCUGCCUGCAUCGCCUCCACGGCCCUCGGGGGCUGGGCCCCUGUAGUGGGCAUAGCGCCCCUGUCCAGCCUGCCACUGCUCAGCUGCUUUUUAACUGGAAUGCUGUCCCCUGAGGCCUCACUGCUCCGAGGCAGCUGGCUUGGGGACGGUGAGGGGGCUCCAGGCCUAGGGUGAGGUGGGCCCUGCUGUGGGCAGGCCAAGGCCCCCUCCGUUUCUGGCCCCUGGUGGUAGGGAGGGGUCUGCCUAUGGACACAGCCAGGCCUGCCAACCCUGCGCUGGGCUGGCCCCAAGGGAUGGGGAGGGUCCACCUGCGCAGCCACAUGGUGGAUCUCAGCAGCUGCUGGGGGUCUCCUCAGUAUCUGCCCUGUGAGGGGCAGCCCGGCCCUGCCUCCUCCCACCCCCAGGUGUGUGCUGAGGAGGCUGGAGGCCAGCAGGGACUCUGACCAAUAAAAACCAAGCCUGGUCAGCUGUGA
Molecule: messenger RNA, 4777 nt
Organism: Ictidomys tridecemlineatus (thirteen-lined ground squirrel)
Lineage: Eukaryota; Metazoa; Chordata; Mammalia; Rodentia; Sciuridae
Gene: Inf2
Product: inverted formin 2
Biological process (GO): actin cytoskeleton organization
Molecular function (GO): small GTPase binding; actin binding
Source: RefSeq, a predicted model, not a curated record